AUGGCUAAAGAAACCGAAAUGGCCACCGUCGAUCAUGAGGAGAUGAAAUCGAACUCGAAUAUGGCAGAUACAUGUGAAGAUGGCAACGAGAAGAAGGAUCCCUACAUGGCUGACCCGAUUCAAAUGGAUGCUACCACUGACCGGCGACUUUUCUGGAAGAUCACUCGUCGUGUACUUGCCAUCCAGGUCAUCACCUAUUUCUGUCAAUCUUUAGACAAAGGCAUCUUGAACUAUGCCUCGAUCAUGGGUAUCAAGGAUGAUGCUCACCUGGUGGGCCAGCAAUAUUCAUGGUUAGGGACAAUCUUAUACAUUGGCAUCUUAUGUGGCGAAUAUCCGCAGAACUUGCUUCUACAGAAAUUCCCCGUGGCGAAGACACUCGCUAUUAAUAUCUUUAUUUGGGGAGCCGUUGUGGCAUGCUCAGCGGCUUCAACCAACUUCGCGUCUCUCAUGGCGGUCCGAUUCCUGUUGGGAUUCUUUGAGAGUUGUGUCCAGCCAGCAAUGAUGCUAGUGACAGGAAUGUGGUAUAAGAGAGAAGAACAAUCCCUUUUGAACUCGAUUUGGUAUUGUAUGAGUGGAGUACAACUAAUUAUCGGCGGCCUUCUAGGCUUUGGCGUCUCCCAUUUCACCAAUGGCCCGAUUAAAAACUGGCAACUUCUAUUCCUCGUGCUCGGUCUCUUUACGUGCCUCUGGUCCAUCGUUGUCGGCAUUUUCCUUCCAGAUAGCCCUCUCUCGGCCAAAUGCUUUUCUGAAGAUGACAAACGUCUGAUGGUCGAACGAGUUCGACACAAUGAGACUGGCAUUGAGAAUAAAAAAUACAAGAAAUACCAGGUGGCCGAAGCCCUCCAGGAUCCCCUAGUUUGGUGCUGUGUCAUGCUCAUCCUGGUUGCUAACUUGGUUAUUGGCGGCCUGGGAGUAUUCUCCAAUCUCAUCAUCCAGAAGUUUGGGUUCACGCUUCUUCAAACCCAGCUCCUCAAUAUUGCCCAGGGAGCUUGGAGCAUAAUAGUCAUGAUUGGAUCUGCGUGGGCAUCCCAGCGUUUCCAGCAAACAUGCCUUGUGAUGAUACUGUAUACAAUCCCGUCCAUCGUCGGCACAAUUGUUAUUCUAGUGGUCACCCCGACUCCAUCGAACGCAGGGGGGAUGCUGAUCGCGUUCUACUGCACACAAUUUUUCCCCGCGCAAGGCAACAUGAUCAUCUCACUCAUCACUCGAAACAUUGCUGGACAAACAAAGAAGGGUUUUACUAUGACGAUGCUCUUUAUUGGCUGGUCCGUUGGUAAUCUGAUUGCACCUCAGAUUUUCCGGGAUGGAGACGCUCCUCGCUAUCUACAUGGCUUCUUGACGCACGUCAUUAUCUAUGCUAUCUAUAUGGGCAUAGUUAUUUUGACCCGGGUGAUUAUCAUGGCUAGGAACCGUUCCAAGGAACGGGCGACAAGUGAAAUAUCUCACGCCUUGGCUUUCCAGGAUCUUACGGAUCGUGAGAAUCCAAAUUUCCGUUAUGUCUACUAG
This is a messenger RNA of Penicillium hordei, 1506 nucleotides long. RefSeq names its product putative MFS transporter. Gene Ontology annotation, biological process: transmembrane transport. Gene Ontology annotation, cellular component: membrane. Gene Ontology annotation, molecular function: transmembrane transporter activity. The record is from RefSeq and is a predicted model, not a curated record. Bases 1 to 1506 code for a protein of 501 amino acids. NCBI's taxonomy places the organism in Eukaryota, Fungi, Ascomycota, Eurotiomycetes, Eurotiales, Aspergillaceae. The transcript is spliced from 5 exons.